This is a messenger RNA of Linum trigynum, 643 nucleotides long. The record is from the annotation of a GenBank genome assembly. NCBI's taxonomy places the organism in Eukaryota, Viridiplantae, Streptophyta, Magnoliopsida, Malpighiales, Linaceae.
AAACCAUGACUAAAUUAGUAAAUUACACUCUUAACAAUUCCAAAACAUGCGAGCGGGGAGCGGCUAUAGGGACUGGGAAUGGCGACGGGAAGCGCCGGGAUGGGAAGUGAUGACGGAGCGGAGGAGUUGCUCAUGAGAGGGGACGGGGACGGAGACUGGCAAUGGCGAGCUGGGAGCUGCUAUGAUGACUGGGGAUGGCGAGGAUGCCGUCAGGAUGUCAGGACGGGAAGAGUUGACGGCGGCAGGGUCUGGUGCUGCUCUUCUCCCUCUGUUCACGAAGAGUCGAAGACGAAAACUGAAUUAGAGUUAGGGUUUCUUUCCUAGGCCCACGAUUUUGCCUUUCGUCUUCAAUUUAUUUUAUUAAACAGAACGACCAGAAGGGGAAAACCGAGCGACCGGUUCGAGCGGUUAACCGCUUCGAUCGCUCGCCGACCGCUCUAUAAAACCGUAACGGCUAAAUGACUUACUCAAACCUGUUUCGCGGUUGGGUGGCGGCUUUAGCGGUCCGACUGGCCGGCUCGAUCCGGUCUUAAUAACACUGAUAAAAACCAAGAACAUCAUAAUGCCAUUAAUUUGGAUUUGAGUACAAGGAAGCCACAACAAAAUUCUAUGUAUCGACCUUCAAUAAAAUCUUUGAAUCUCA